This is a messenger RNA of Racocetra persica, 390 nucleotides long. NCBI's taxonomy places the organism in Eukaryota, Fungi, Glomeromycota, Glomeromycetes, Diversisporales, Gigasporaceae. The record is from the annotation of a GenBank genome assembly.
AUGUCAGUAAACAAUGAAGCUCCAAAAACAUAUAGAUAUUUAAACUGUUCUACUAUAUCAAAGAUUUUAAAAAACUGUGAACUAUACAAAGAUAUAAAAGAGAAAAGUGGUGCUGAAAACCAGUUUCGUCAUAAGUCUGUUAAAUUUCCAGAACUUGAGCUCGCUAUGAGAACUUGGGUUCAACAAAUUAUCACUGCAAAUAUACCUUUAAGUGACUACUUGUUAAGAGAAAAAGGAAUUAAGUUUGCUCGUAUACUUGGUAUAAAGGAAGAGGAUUUAUCAUUUUUAUCUAGUUGGGUUACCAAAUUUAAAAGAAGGAAUCAACUUUGUCGUAUUACAACACACAGAGAAUCUGAAAAUGCACCUUUUAAAUCCUUACUAGAAUUUUAA